Molecule: messenger RNA, 2457 nt
Organism: Lingula anatina
Lineage: Eukaryota; Metazoa; Brachiopoda; Lingulata; Lingulida; Lingulidae
Source: RefSeq, a predicted model, not a curated record
CAUUGUUGACAGUAUCCAGCUAAUGCACGUGUUUAGGUUUACGCUGCUUUCAUAUCAAACAUUUCCGAUUACAAACAGCAUAUGAGUACACAGUCAACGUAGUAACCAUUCAGACUGUAUGCAAAAGGAAAGGAAAAUGUUAGCUUCGGCCCCUUUAGCAAACUACCACGAGAAACGACAGUUUCGGCAGGGCCAAAAGACAGCUACGAUACUUUCCAAUACCGCUGGGCAUGUGACGGUUAUUCCAGACACAACUUUCAAUGACAGGAGAACAGAAAUGCGACGUGGGAUAGAUUUACCACGCAAGAGAGGUUCAAGAGAAAUGCAUAGAACCACUAUGACAUUUGAAACAAAUCCUGUGAAACCCGACUUUGGAUCUACAGCAAGAAAGAGUUACAGUGGCACUAGGCAUUUACCUUCCCCAGAAAAGGCUAGAGGUCCUAGAUACCCAUAUUUACACAUGUCACAGUUUGAUCUUGGAACAUCCAGCAGAACAGAUUGGACAUCCACAAAUUCGAGGAAUUAUUUUCAAAAAGAUAUUAACCCAGCAUCUGUUAUCCAUUGGCCUACACUAGAAAACAAACUAAAUAUGAAUCAAGGGAGUCAGAUGCGUCAAGUACUAGUUCAACCAGAUAAUCAGUACACUUACUGGACGCAGUAUUCUCGUAUCCACAACAAACUUGGUGCUGUCCUUAAUCCUGAUGUUCCCCGCGAGCUAAGGAACCCACCUAUAAGAAAACAGUACAAUAUUUUGACAGGAGAAAUUGUAGGGCCAGCAUGGUCAGAAGAAAAUCGAAGAACCUCAGGAAAUCGAGUUUUGUAUGGAUCAAGAAGAAAUGAUGAGUUUACACCAAACUGAUGGAAGCAAGUACCUGUCCUGACACAGAUUAAGAGAAUUUUCGUACAGAAAGUGGUGCUUCCAUGUUAUCUCCCAUUCAUAAAUUUUCCCUUUUCCCUGAAAAGUCUUUAGAAAAAUAACCAGGAAAUUCAAUGUCAUUAAAAUGAUCAAUCCAAUAAUUAUUCCUGGUUUGCCAUUUGUUUCCGUUUGCCAGUGUGGAGAUAAAAAUUGUGUUAACAUCAUACUGCAACAAGUAUUGCAUAAUAUGAACUCGUCUUCUGUGCAAUAUAAAUUCCCACCGACAAUCAUUGCUCAUACAUUGUACAAUCAUUGUCUAUUAUAUUAAUGCAACCCUUCAAUCUAUAUUUAAGGUUGUUAACAUUUUGGCCAAUAUUCUGCUCCUGUGGUCAACAAGUCUGACAUGAUUUAUUUUGAUACUGUUUUACAUUUGAAUUUUUUUGUGAAAAAAUCAAGCAUAAUAUAUUAAAAAGUCCAUGUGCAUAAUAUAUUUAGAAGUGGUGGUGUUUGUUAGUUACUUCAUGUUCAGAUAGUUGCAAUUUAGACUAUUUUGUAUAUUUGCUUAAAGUCCUACUUGUAUUUUUCAUAAAAUUUUAAGAAAUGGAAAAGGAUGUACUAAUUAAUUUGUAUUAAUAAAAUUGAAUAUGAAAAAAAAAAUCUGCAAAAUGGUACAUUUUCUAAACCCUUCUUUUAAACAAGACAUGAACAUAAAAAUUCAUUCAGCCAGUUAUGUGAAAAUGAACAUUUUUCUUUUAAAGAUGCACUUGGGGCAACAUAUUAAUAUGUGAGCAUAGUAAAAGUUAUAAUAUCAUUUACAAAUAGCUUAAAAAGCAAAGAUGGAUUAAAGCAACUUAAAGCACUUGAAUAAAUAACAGUUGCCUUUGGUAUGCCAGCAUCUCAGGGAGGUGGCUGUUAUGUCUAGGAAAACAUACCAUUUAGGUCAGACAUCGUCACAACUGCUGUAUAUAAGCCUCAGUUGCAAAAGGAAUGUAGUCACAUAACACACAAUCCCAAGCUGGAAGUACAAUUUAUUCUACAACUCUGAGAAAAAAUAAUACAAUACUAAGACUCUAUUGAUCAAGCCACUAGCAGAUCAACCUGAUCUUUGAAGCUUGAAUACAACUAUAAGGCUGCAAAGAAGCAUAAUAAUGUUCAUAUUUAUUUCACUAACCCUAAACAUAAAUUGGAAGAGCAACAUUCAGAUUACCCUGCAUGUUAUAUUUUUAAACUAUAGUAUAACAUAAAGAGAACCAUGUACCAGCUCAUGAAUGUAAGAUGUUCAUCAAUACCUUUCAUCAUUCACCCAAGAGUUGGAAACCGAGGAGGAAAAGGGGGAGGGGGGGGGGACUACCAGGUAACAAGAUUUGCAGUGCUAUGUAACCAAGUGGUACUAGUCAAUUCAACAGCGGUGAAAAAGGUCAUCAAAACUGCUGUGGCCCCCAAGCUGAGAGAACCUCUGGCAUAGAUUUUCAUUUUAAAGACUUCCUUCGUGUAUUUCUCUUCAACAAAAAAAAAAGUAAUUGCCUAUACUUCAGUAACAGUGAUGAGAUGCCCACUGGGUCACUGCAACAACUAAGUAACAAAUCGGUCACCAAAAAAAA